GCCAGGGCGCGCCCGCCGAGCAGUGCCGGCGCACUGACGAGAAGGCCAGCACCGUGACCGUCGAGGAGACCCCCGUGGUGGCGGAGAAGCCGUUCAUCUCUGUGGACGCGGCCGGAAAGUACCACCUGAACGUCCCCCAGGUCAAGCGCGGCCGCGCGGGCACCGACUGGAGCCCGGGGAGGAGGUUCAGCUUCGAGAACGUGUUCGUCGCCAGGGACACGGACUCCACCGAAGCCAUCAACGAGCAGCUGAGGAAGGGGCUGCACGUGGUGCUGUCGCCGGGCACCUACCGCCUCGAGGCGCCGCUCGAGCUGCGCGUGGAGGGGCAGGUUCUCCUGGGCAUCGGCCUGGCGACGCUGGUCCCCGCGGGCCGCGGCCCCGCGGUGAAGGUGGGCGCCGCCGGAGCGCGCGUCGCCGGGCUGCUUCUGGAGGCUGGCGAGGGGCGUUCGGAGACGCUGUUGAUGUGGGGCGAGGA
Prorocentrum cordatum is the source of this 475-nucleotide messenger RNA. The record is from the annotation of a GenBank genome assembly. NCBI's taxonomy places the organism in Eukaryota, Dinophyceae, Prorocentrales, Prorocentraceae.